AUGAGUCCCGGAUUUAUUUUUACGACCGGCCAGAUCCCAGCGCACUCGUCUCUACAUAUAGAGGACAAGAAGGAAAGAGCAGGAGAAGGUGAGGAGCUGAUACCGCAGCUCCUGCUUGAUUCGAUGGCGGUGCUUCGAAUCACGACACCGCAGCAGGAAGUGCUUUAUCAAAGACUUCAUAACGUAGUCGAUACGAUUGUCUACUAUAUAUAUAUAAAGGAGCUUCUGAAUGUCAAAAUUGCAAACUAUAGAUAUGGAAGGCAAUAUCAAAGUGUUGUUUAUUCUUGCUCUGAAAUCAAACGCGAAGAAGAGCGGCAGAGCGAAAAGAUAUUAGAAAGAAGGACGUUAGAUUUUUCAAUUUACCUGACGGUGCAUAAGACCAGCACUGAUAAACUCCUCUCGGAGUGGGAGAUCAUUUCCUACAUCAUGCAGAUUACUUUGGACAAGGCAACAGAUCCUUGGGGAAUCAAAGUCGAGUUAAAGGACGUCCGACUUCCGGUACAGUUCCAACGAGCUAUGGCCAUGGAGGCGGAAGCUACGAGGAAGGCUAUAAGGGCCAAAGUGAUUACGGCAGAAGGAGAAAUGCGAGCUUCCCAUUUCCUAAAAGAGGCCAGCGACGUCAUUUCCACGAGUCCUGCUGCACUGCAGGUACGCAGCGCACAUAUCCGCACUGGCAUUUUCUGCGAUACCCUGAACAACAUAUGCAGCAAGAGGAAUUCAACGGUCAUAUUUCUCCUGCCGGUUGAAUUCUUGAAGCCUUUAUUCAUCUCGGAUUUGUGUGCUCAUUAG
Messenger RNA from Trachymyrmex cornetzi, 789 nucleotides. RefSeq names its product mechanosensory protein 2. Gene Ontology annotation, cellular component: plasma membrane. NCBI's taxonomy places the organism in Eukaryota, Metazoa, Arthropoda, Insecta, Hymenoptera, Formicidae. The record is from RefSeq and is a predicted model, not a curated record.